AUGCCUUCUUUUAAUGAAUAUAAUAAUGGUCGUAAUCAUAGUGGUGGUAGCAGCAGUAGUUCAUCAAAGAAUGUAGAGUUGUAUCCACAAAAACCAUGGAGCAAUGAAUUGUUAUUCGAUCAACAAGAUAGUAGUAAUUCAAUGGAGAAUGAUAGUGAUGAUAUUGAUCAACAACAACAAUCAUCCUCAAAUACACAUCAUCAUCAUCAUCAACAUCAACAACAACAUCAUCAACAACAACUACAACACCAACAAAACAAUAAUAACAAUACCAUUAAGAUUUUACCAAGAGAAAUACCAUCUGGUAUCACCUCCAAUGGUAAAUGGACAUAUCUCUAUCACGAAAAUGAAAUCUAUAUCUACGAUAUCUACACUGGUAUUCGUAUGACAACAUUUUGUUUUAUCGACCAGAAAUAUGAGGUAAGAAAUCAUGUUCUAUACAGAUCAAUUAUGAUUGUUACAGCGGUUUCAGAAUUAAGAUUAUCAGAUUCAAUCUAUUUGGUAGCAGCGGUUGUCAACCAUCAACAACAAGUUGAUCGAUCCGGUCAGUGGACGUCCAAGAGUAAACAUCAAACUGUUUGA
Messenger RNA from Heterostelium album PN500, 582 nucleotides. RefSeq lists its product as uncharacterized. The transcript is spliced from 3 exons. Lineage: Eukaryota; Evosea; Eumycetozoa; Acytosteliales; Acytosteliaceae. Bases 1 to 582 code for a protein of 193 amino acids. The record is from RefSeq and is a predicted model, not a curated record.